UCACGUUCUCCAAUCCUCCCUUUCCUUCCUUCUCCAUGUCUGGAGAAUUUGACGAUGUGCUCACGAACCAGCCUGUUGUUAUCGACAAUGGCUCUGGAACCAUAAAAGCUGGCUUUGCGGGUCAAGACCAUCCCAAAUGUUUCUUCCCGUCGUUUGUAGGUCGACCUAAGCAUGUACGCGUUAUGGCAGGCGCGCUGGAGGGGGAUGUCUUCAUUGGUAGACGCGCACAGGAAUUUAGAGGGUUGCUGAAGAUUAAGUAUCCGAUGGAGCAUGGAGUCGUGACUGAUUGGGAUGAUAUGGAACGGAUAUGGAGCUGGAUAUAUGCUGAGGAAUUAGGGACCUUGAGUGAAGAACAUCCUGUCCUGUUAACUGAAGCACCAUUAAAUCCAAGAAAUAACCGAGAUGUUGCUGCACAGAUCUUCUUCGAUACAUUCAACGUCCCUGCCCUCUACACAUCAGUACAAGCUGUUUUGUCAUUAUACUCCUCAGGGAGAACAACAGGAAUCGUUCUAGACUCAGGAGAUGGUGUCACACAUGCAGUACCUGUCUUCGAGGGCUUUUCAAUGCCUCACGCCAUUCGUCGGGUAGACGUGGCUGGAAGGGAUGUUACCGAGUACUUACAACUGCUACUGCGGAAGUCCGGUAAUCACCUUCACACCACCGCUGAACGAGAAAUCGUCCGCACAAUGAAGGAGAAAUGUUGUUAUGUGGCGUUGAAUCCUGCAAAGGAAGAGAAGGAUUCUGUGGGUCAUCAAGAAGAAUUUAGACUGCCAGAUGGUAACGUAGUCCAGCUUAGUGCAGAACGUUUCCGAGCUCCCGAAAUAUUAUUCAACCCCGAGUUGAUUGGUCAGGAAUACGCAGGCGUUCAUCAAGUGGUUGUAGAUUCGAUUAAUCGAGUGGACCUUGACCUGCGAAAGAGUCUCUUCUCUAAUAUUGUUCUAAGUGGUGGAAGUACGUUAUGCAGAGGCUUCGGUGAUAGGCUACUGAACGAAGUGAAGAAGCUCGCACUCAAGGAUGUAAAGAUUAAGAUAUACGCACCUCCCGAACGGAAAUAUUCCACUUGGAUAGGAGGGUCGAUUCUUGCGGGUUUAAACGCUUUCAAGAAGAUGUGGGUUUCUGCAGAAGAAUACCAAGAAGAUCCGGAUAUCAUUCACAAGAAAGCGGGAUUCUAGCUCGAGACUAGAUGGUUCACUUGUCUUCGUUCGGCCGUUCCGAUAUCACACCUUCUUUUAUGAUACCCGCCACUAUUCAUAUUGAUAACUCAUUAUAAUAUUUCUUUCACUUGAAU
Marasmius oreades (fairy-ring Marasmius) is the source of this 1288-nucleotide messenger RNA. RefSeq names its product Actin-2 (gene ACTIN2). Bases 36 to 1172 code for a protein of 378 amino acids. The transcript is spliced from 9 exons. The record is from RefSeq and is a predicted model, not a curated record. NCBI's taxonomy places the organism in Eukaryota, Fungi, Basidiomycota, Agaricomycetes, Agaricales, Marasmiaceae.